Messenger RNA from Raphanus sativus (radish), 2835 nucleotides. RefSeq lists its product as uncharacterized. The transcript has 7 exons. The coding region runs from base 1 to 2835 and encodes 944 amino acids. Gene Ontology annotation, molecular function: nucleic acid binding. The record is from RefSeq and is a predicted model, not a curated record. Lineage: Eukaryota; Viridiplantae; Streptophyta; Magnoliopsida; Brassicales; Brassicaceae.
AUGGAGCUAAGAUCUGAUACAACAACAAGGCAUGAAGAGGAGAUUGAUGAAAGUUGGUCCAAAUGGGGUAGAACAACUCUUGAGAGUUGUGGGUUGUGGUGUGGCCAUGUAAAGGAAGGACCUUUAAUGGAAAUGGUCAUGGAAGAAGGUCAGACAAGAAGUCUGGAAGAUGGAGAUGAGGCUGCUCAAGAAAACACUAUAAAGAGUGGAAUUGAAGCAGCUCAUGAAGAAAAAUCCAAACUUGUGAAGGUGUGUGAGGUCAAAGAGUUGAUCCGCAACUAUAAACAAGGGAAGGAUGAGAUUUUUCAGCUUGUGGGAAGGCUGAGAGAAGUGUGGCUGGAGCUUAUGGCAAGGUCAGAAACUAUUCAAGAAAGGAAAGAACAAGAUUGUGUCUUUAACUUUCUGGUGGCUAAGAUAUGUGAGUUUGUUCAAUACACUUGUGAUGUGUAUGAGAAAAGGAAGGUAUCAACUCAAGUGAGGGGUGGUACUAGCUUUAGAAGAAGAAGAUUAAGAAAGCUCUCCAAGGGAUGGUUCAUGAUGAGAAAGACUUGGAGAAGAGGCAAGGAAUCAGGUCAUCUAAGUGAUAAGAUGAGCUUGAAAAUGAUCAAGGAAGCUGCGCAAAAGGUGGUGAAGGGAGAGUGUUCUUACUCUGCCUACAUUGGGAGCUCAUGUGAGGAAAGUAUGGUGGUAAGGAAGCAAGAGACCAAAAGAGCAGAUGAUCGUAUCACAAAGAAGGAAUGGGAUGAGUUUGUUAAGUAUGUGUAUGCUUUGGCUACGACCCGGAGUCAAGGAGCUCCUGCCUUAGCAUCCACAACCAAACCCGUCAUCAUUGAUUCUGGAGCAAGUCAUCAUAUGAUCAGUGAUAGGAGUCUGAUUAGUGAGGUCAAGGCUGCAACAGGGAUAAAGAAAGCUACCGUUGAUCUGGAUUGUCAAGUGGUAUUCAGACCAAAUGAAGUUGAGUUCCAAGAUUUGAAGACUGGAAGAAUCAUUGGCAGGGGAGACAGCAAGAAUCAGCUCUACCAUCUCCAAAUGACUAAGAAUCCUAAACCCUUUGAUUUUGUUUGCUUGAGUAGAGCUAUUGAUGGAGUUGAUAGUAGUAUUUGGCAUGCUAGAUUGGGACAUCCUCAUGCUCGUGCAAUUGAACUGAUUUUACCUAAAUUGUCAUUCAAUCACUUAGAGUGUGAGGCUUGCAUCUUAGGAAAGCAUUGUAGAACUGUCUUUUCUAGAUCUGAGACAAUAUAUGAGCAUUGCUUUGACCUGGUUCAUUCAGAUGUAUGGACAGCUCCCUGCAUGUCUAGAGAUAGUCAUAAGUAUUUUGUGACGUUUAUUGAUGAGAAAUCUAAAUAUACUUGGGUCACAAUGCUUCCUUCUAAAGAUAGAGUUCUAGAUGCCUUUAUAAACUUCCAAGCAUAUGUUGCUAAUCAAUACAAUGCUACUGUGAAGGUUCUAAGAUCUGAUAAUGGAGGAGAGUACACAACUGAGAGGAAGAAUAGGCACUUGAUGGAGGUAGCAAGAUCUAUGAUGUUCCAUGCUAAAGUCCCAAAACGCUUCUGGAGUGAUGCUGUUCAGACUGCCUGCUAUCUCAUCAAUCGAGUACCAACUCAGAUCUUGAAGGAUCUUUCUCCAUUUGAAGUGCUGAACAAGAACAAGCCAAGUAUUGAUCAUCUAAGAGGUUACAAGUGUUAUGAUCCAGACACAAGGAGGGUGCUGGUAUCAAGAGAAGUGAAGUUUGUGGAGUCUACAGGGUAUUAUGAGAAAGAAAAGUGGGAAGACUUGGAGGAUCAGUCUCAAGCAUCACCAGGAAGGGCAAACACUCUGAAGAUUUUGAUGGAAAAACUUGGGAUAAACAUGUCUCAAGAUCAGGUGCCAAGAAGAACACCUACUGAUCAAGCUGAAGAAGCUAGCAGAGAAAUCCCUCUUGACCAUGAGAGGGGGAAUGGAACUGAACCUGGAGUGCAAGAACAAUAUGGAGCUGAAGAACCAACUCAUCUUGAUCAUGAGGGGGGUAAUGAACAUGAACCUGAAGCUGGAGGUCAAGGAGAUCAAGGAUCAGGUAAACAUGAUCAAGAUGGAGUAGGAGAAGAGAGUCAUGAACCUGAAGGAGAAGUUCAGACUCAAGGAGAAGAAGAACAAGAGGAGGUGCAACUGGAACCAGCUCAAGAGGUUCAAGCGCCAGUCUUAAGAAGGAGCACAAGGCAAAGGAAGUCUGAACUAGAUCACACCCUCUUCACUCUAACAGGACCAUCAGGAAUCAUUGUUAUCUUGGUGUAUGUAGACGAUAUGAUUAUCACAGGGAGUGAUAAGGCUGGGAUCCAAGCCACAAAAGACUUUCUCAAGUCUGUGUUUGACAUCAAAGACUUGGGAGAGAUGAAGUAUUUCUUGGGGAUUGAGAUAUGCAGAUCCAAGGAGGGCUUGUUUAUGUCUCAAAGGAAGUAUACUAUGGAUAUGCUGAAGGAGACUGAUGUGCUUGGAGGAAAGAUUGCCAAGACACCUCUUGAGGAGGGAUAUAAGGUCCUGCGUGAGGGGGAGAUUGAAGAGAACAAGUUGUUUGAGGAUCCUAAGCUGUAUAGAAGGAUGACGCCAAAGAACCAUCACUGGAAGAUGGUUGAUAGAAUACUGAGGUAUUUGAGUGGCACAUCUGGACAAGGAGUUUGGAUGGGUUGCAAUGGCAAUACAGAAGUGGUUGGGUAUUGUGAUGCAGAUUGGGCAGGAGAUAGAGUAGACAGAAGGUCUACCACAGGGUAUUGCACUUUCAUUGGAGGGAACCUGGGCCAUGUUGAAGCUGACAAACGAGUUGGUAUGGAUCAAGGGUAUCUUGAAGCAUAUGGAGAUUGA